AUGACGGGAGGAAACAUCAUCGAAAUUUGUAAUUUUAUGGCUCCGGAAACGGUUAAUCAUAUGUUAUUUGAAUGUCCACCAGCGUUACAUGUGUGGGCUUUAUCCCCAAUUCCUACAACAUUUGACCAUUUCCCAACAGGAGGUUUGUUCACAAACAUUGCUCACCUGUUUUGGAACCUACCAAAUGAUGAAAGAAUGGGUAUGUAUCCCUGGUUGAUUUGGUUUAUCUGGAAAUCCCAAAACGAUAACGUUUUCUCCAAUGAUGACUCAGAUCCUAAUGAUAUCAUAAAUCAUGCGGCAAGUGAGGCGGUAGCAGGGAGAACGGCACAAGAAAAACAAGAGGUCUUUUGGAGCAUUCUGGAGCAUAUGGGACGUGAGGAGCAUGGAGGGACUUGGCACAUGGACGCAGCUCAACUGGAUACGCAAAGGAAGAAGGAGGAAGCCAUCUUGAAGACCAGCUCGACCAUCUACUCGACCAACCGGUCGAGUUCCUCAACUCGACCGGCCAAGCUUCAACUCGAUCGAGCUGAGAGUCAAAGUCAAACCCGAAAAAUGUUGCUUCCCCCUUGA
Messenger RNA from Microthlaspi erraticum, 570 nucleotides. NCBI's taxonomy places the organism in Eukaryota, Viridiplantae, Streptophyta, Magnoliopsida, Brassicales, Brassicaceae. The record is from the annotation of a GenBank genome assembly.